Molecule: messenger RNA, 1201 nt
Organism: Staurois parvus
Lineage: Eukaryota; Metazoa; Chordata; Amphibia; Anura; Ranidae
Source: the annotation of a GenBank genome assembly
AUGUGUAAUUGUCUAAUACCGGUUCUCUUCUUUCUUUUUAUUUGUAACUGUAUUUUUAUCUUUCACUCACCUCUUGGGGAACACUGCAAGGAGCUGGAGGAACUGACCAGCACCAGUGUAGAGCAUAUUAUUGUCAACCCCAAUGCAGCUUAUGAUAAAUUUAAAGACAAGAGGGUUGGCACUAAAGGACUAGAUUUCUCUGAUCGAAUCAGCAAGUCAAAAAGGACAGGAUAUGAGUCUGGAGAGUAUGAACUAUUGGGGGAAGGCAUUGGCCUCAAGGAGACACCACAACAAAAAGUACCAGCGGCUGCUUCAUGAAGUACAGGAGCUGACACAAGAAGUGGAGAAGAUACAGAGCACUGUUAAGGAAUCAGCCACUGAAGAGAAGCUUACUCCAGUUGCAUUAGCAAAGCAAGUGGCUACAUUGAAGCAACAGUUAGUUUCCAACCACUUAGAGAAGUUGCUAGGCCCUGAUGCUGCCAUCAACCUGACAGACCCUGAUGGAGCUCUUGCAAAGCGGUUGCUAACUCAGUUGGAUGCUGCUAAAACGAGGAAGGGUCCAGAAGGAAAAAGCCCGGCAAAGGGAAUAGACAAAGAUGGGGGUUUGGUCACCUAUGAAUUACAUUGCCGUCCUGAACAAAACAAAUUUUCCCAGGCUGCUAAGUUGGCAGAGCUUGAGAAGAGACUGGGUGAGCUGGAAUCUGCUGUGCGCUGUGACCAGGACCCACAGAAUCCCCUCACUGUUGGAUUACAAGGAUCAAAUCUCAUGGAUACUGUGGAAAUACUACAAGCUAAAGUGAACAUGUUGGACGUUGCAUCGUUGGAUCAGGUGGAGGCCAGGCUACAGAGUGUUUUGGGGAAGAUGAACGAAAUUGCAAAGCACAAAGCAGCAGUUGAAGAUGCAGACACAGAAAGCAAGGUUCACCAGCUAUUUGACACUGUUCAAAAGUGGGAUUCCAUGUCUGGCACGUUGCCUCAGGUUGUGCAAAGGCUGGUGGCAUUAAAGCAGCUUCAUGAGCAAGCCAUGCAGUUUGGCCAGCUACUUACCCAUUUGGACACUACACAGCAGAUGAUUGCCAAUUCCCUGAAGGACAACAAAAGUGCUCUGGCUGUGGUCCAAAAGGCCAUGAAGGAGAAUUUAGCUACAGUGGAGGACAACUUCUCCAGUAUCGAUUCCAGAAUAAAGAAACUGAGCAAAUGA